Molecule: messenger RNA, 1665 nt
Organism: Drosophila arizonae
Lineage: Eukaryota; Metazoa; Arthropoda; Insecta; Diptera; Drosophilidae
Product: apyrase
Biological process (GO): proteoglycan biosynthetic process
Molecular function (GO): UDP phosphatase activity; GDP phosphatase activity; calcium ion binding
Source: RefSeq, a predicted model, not a curated record
GAAAGCAAACAAGCAAUCAGCUGUUUUGUUUCGUUGGCAGUAAUCGAUAUGUCAUCGUUAGCGGAAUCCAAACAACAGAAACGGACACAUCGCCUCAAUUUGUUGAUUGCAUCCACUGCCAGUUCGCUGCCACGCUGCCAAAAUUCAAAGUUAUAAAUGCAAAAAACGGCGUACGCAUUCAGGGAUUUGGAAAACUCGCCACGCACCAUGCUAAUGCGUGACUGGCGUACCGCCCUGCGUACGCCAAGCUAUCGAAUUGGCAAUCGCUCGGUCCGGUUUAAUUAUCACUUUGCAUUGCUUGUGUUUUGUGCUGUGGUUCUAGUAUUGCUCUUUAUAUACGCGCACCAAGGUAGUCGCAGCUCCUCCGAUGGAUACUGGCUGCGCUCCCAAUAUGCUAGUGAAGCCACCUCUGUGCUCGCGAUACCCUACAACUCAACGUAUCCAUUGACGCAGCCUCUGAGUGUGCAAGGCGGCGUUAUCAGCUAUCGGAUUGCUAUGAUAGCAGAUCUAGAUACCAGCUCGAAAGUUGUUAAGGGCGAUGGCAGCACGACGUGGCGAAGCUACCUAAAGAAGGGCUAUCUCACGUAUCUACCAAAGAAGCAUGAGCUACAAAUUAACUGGGAUGCUGGAGCACCCACAGCCUUGGAGUCCUCGUUUGCGCUGAAAGGACGUGGCAUGGAGCUCUCCGAGCUAGUCACAUUUAAUGGAAAGCUGCUGAGUUUCGAUGACCGAACUGGGCUUAUUUACGAACUAACCAAUGAAAAAGCUAUACCCUGGGUAAUACUGCUCGACGGUAAUGGCCACAACGCCAAAGGCUUCAAAUCAGAGUGGGCAACGGUAAAGCAGCACACUCUGUAUGUGGGCUCCAUGGGCAAAGAGUGGACAACUAGUAUGGGUGACUACGAAAACAAUAAUCCCAUGUAUGUCAAGGCUAUCAGCAUGACAGGCGAAGUGCGAUCCUUAAACUGGGUGGAAAACUAUAAGAAACUGCGUCUAGAAUCUCUUCAGAUAAGCUGGCCCGGCUACAUGAUACAUGAGAGCUGCGUCUGGUCAGAGGUUCAUCAGCGCUGGUAUUUUCUGCCACGUCGCUGCUCCAAGGAAAAAUAUAAUGAAACCAUGGACGAGCACAUGGGCUGCAACAUUCUAAUCUCUGCGGACGAGCACUUUAAUGUUAUAGAGACAGUCAAGUUGGAUGCUGCCAAUACGGCGCCUACUCACGGUUUUUCCAGCUUCAAAUUUCUGCCCAACACACAGGAUUCCAUAAUCGUAGCACUCAAAUCGGAGGAGCUCAAUGGCAAAACAUCCACCUUUGUGACGGCCUUCAGCGUGGAGGGCAAAACAUUAUUGCCAGAGACACGUGUCGAGACGGACUAUAAAUACGAGGGCUUUGAGUUUAUAUAGCAAAGCGUCGCUGCUGUAAUAUUUCGUGUAUAUAGUGUAUUAUCCGGUAUAUACUUCAAGUUUACAUAUAGCUUAAAUAUUAAGUUAUGUCAGUUAGGAGAUGCUCUUAGACAAAUGCCAUAAAUUAUGCUGUUAAAAAUACUCUGUUUACAAUGUGAGAAGGGUUUAUUAGCUUGGAGCAGUGUCUGUCCGCUUAUUUAGUAUUUCGUUAGACAAAAUUGCAAAUUUUGUUUAUUCUUAAAUAUAAUUCUUGUUAAUCACUGA